UAUGUUUUAUUGGUAAAUAAUGAAAUUAUAAAAAUGGCAAACGAUUUAAUAUAUAAGUAUCAGAGUAUUAAACAGAAAUAUACGGGUUCCAAAGAAGCAGAUCUAGAAUUGAACAUCGAAUGCUACAGCAGAGAUUCAAUUCAAGUGCAACUAACAAAUCUAAACUAUAACAAACAAAAACAAAAUAAAAUAUUUUUGACAUAUCUUAUGUAUGUUGCUAAAUCAAUGUCAGACAUAAUAAAGAAAGAAAAACUAUUGAUAUGUAAUAAUUUUGCAUUGCAAUUGGAAACAGAACGAUGCUUUUCACGCAAAUCCAAUAGAUUUAUUUCUGCCUCAGAUAUUCAUGAUGUAGUCAUAAACGAAGUCAUUCAAGAUAUUCUAAUGUUAAGAACAAAAAACGUCUUUUAA
Messenger RNA from Teleopsis dalmanni, 408 nucleotides. RefSeq lists its product as uncharacterized. Lineage: Eukaryota; Metazoa; Arthropoda; Insecta; Diptera; Diopsidae. Gene Ontology annotation, biological process: GPI anchor biosynthetic process. The record is from RefSeq and is a predicted model, not a curated record. Bases 34 to 408 code for a protein of 124 amino acids. The transcript has 4 exons. Gene Ontology annotation, cellular component: glycosylphosphatidylinositol-N-acetylglucosaminyltransferase (GPI-GnT) complex.